Molecule: messenger RNA, 492 nt
Organism: Acanthosepion pharaonis
Lineage: Eukaryota; Metazoa; Mollusca; Cephalopoda; Sepiida; Sepiidae
Source: the annotation of a GenBank genome assembly
AUGUUUUUCUUUUUGUUGUUACAGGAACUUGUAAAGGACGUAAAUGAAGCUGUAAAGAAAGUAGAAAAAGGUAAUUACGCGUUUAUUCACGAUCAGAUCGUCAACGAGUAUUAUGCCGGAAAGAACUGCGACCUCCUCUCUCAUAUUCAACCCAUCGGCGACAAGACCUACGCUUUUGCCUUCCCAAAAGGAGCUCCAUACCGAGAUUACCUUAACUGGGCCCUAUUGAAACUUAAAGAAGAUGGAGAUUUGGACAAACUGAAAAAAAAGUGGUUGACACAGAAUUGUACAAAACAUUCGGAGAGAUCUUCAAACAAUUUAGCCGGAGCUACUUUACGCUUGAAAGACAUGUCGGGUCUCUUUUAUGUGAUGGGUGGUAGUGCCGCUAUCGCCACCAUGUUUGAAUUUGUGCGACAAAUUCGCCUCUUUUUAGAAAGGAAAUUCAAGGUAUUCUUUUUUAAUUAUUUCUAUAGGGUUCCACUGCUAUUUUAA